AUGGAGUCUCACUACACGGUUCUGGGGGUGGCGACGACGGCGUCCGUGGCGCAGAUCAAGGAGGCGUACCGUCGCAAGCUGCUUUCCUCACACCCGGACAAGACCGGGACGCAGACUCAGGGCGACGAGAUAGCCAGAAUCACAGACGCUUAUCGGGUGCUGGUCGAUCCUAUAAAACGCCAGGAGUACGACGCCCUGCGGCAGGAAGAGCUCUCCAAGCUGGGCGUAGCGACCGGCGACGGCCUUGAAACAUACUCGCUGGACGACUUUGAAAUAAUAGACAACGACCACGAGCUGCGCUGGACCAAGAGCUGUCCGCGGUGCACCUACCCUGGCGGCUUCGAGCUCCACGAGGCCGAUCUUGACCAGGGGACCGUUCAGGAAGACGGCCAGUACGAGCUCAUAAUACAGUGCUGCAGCUGCAGUCUGUGGCUAGUGGUCAAGUACGCAGAAGAAGCAGACUGUUGA
Molecule: messenger RNA, 468 nt
Organism: Ogataea angusta
Lineage: Eukaryota; Fungi; Ascomycota; Pichiomycetes; Pichiales; Pichiaceae
Exons: 1
Coding region: 1-468 (155 amino acids)
Source: RefSeq, a predicted model, not a curated record